This is a messenger RNA of Colius striatus (speckled mousebird), 603 nucleotides long. It is a transcript of the gene NPVF, whose product is annotated as neuropeptide VF precursor. Gene Ontology annotation, biological process: negative regulation of gonadotropin secretion; neuropeptide signaling pathway. Gene Ontology annotation, molecular function: signaling receptor binding. Bases 1 to 603 code for a protein of 200 amino acids. Lineage: Eukaryota; Metazoa; Chordata; Aves; Coliiformes; Coliidae. The record is from RefSeq and is a predicted model, not a curated record. The transcript is spliced from 3 exons.
AUGACGAUUCUGAGCUCUCUAAGUAAGCUUAUUUUGAACAAAAUGAAAACCAAAAAGUUCAUCUUAUUUACUUUAGCUAUGGUGGUCUUCUUAACGUCGAAUAGCUUGUGCCUAGAUACACUGAUGAAAUCCAGUCUGCAGAGAAGAGAAGAUGAUGCUAAUAAUUAUUAUGAGAUUAAAAAUAAUGCCUUGGAAGAAGAGCAAAGGAGUCUCAAUUUUGAAGAAAUGAAAGACUGGGGAUCAAAAAAUAUCAUUAAAAUGAACCCUCCUACAGUAAACAAGAUGCCAAAUUCAGUUGCUAAUUUACCUCUUAGAUUUGGAAGAAAUUAUCCAGAAGAAAGAAGCAUUAAACCAAUCGCUAAUUUGCCUCUGAGAUUUGGGAGAGCUUUUGAAGAGAACAUACCUGAGCAUGCUCCAAAACUAUCACCCAGACUUGGGAGAUCUCCAUUUUUUAGAAGUUCCAGUCAAUCACUUCUAAAUUCACCACAAAGAUCUGGAAAGUCACUCUCUGUCAAUCUGUCUCAAGAUGUUCAGGAAUCUGAACCAGGUAAAACUAUGCAAGUGUUCAAGCUAUGUAUUAAAAUGCAUGAAGUGAUAGGUUAA